AUGUUGGUUAAGGUUCUAGUGCUUUUCUCAGAUGGGAACAGCGAGAAUAGGAGAGGCAGGAUCAUAGAUACCUACAAGCUUCGAGAUGUAGAAAAAUUAAUGAAAGACACAAAGAAGAUCAACGUUGCUGGUGCUCUUAUUUCCAACUCCGACAAUUCAAAACGAUUACAAGACCUUAAAGUCACUGUGUCGAAACCAGACGAUGCCAUAACCACCGAAUUUAGCACUUUAAACGUGAACAAUAUCGCAGAUCAGCUUGCGGAUAAGGUGAAACGGUUGGUGGCCUGUAAGGGUAAGUCACAAGUUCAAUUGAAAUUUAGAUGAUCCAUUUUUGAAAGAGUAAAAUGGAUUACUCUUUUUUUACCCUUUUUAAUUGCGAACUACUAAAAAAAAUAGUUUUUGGCCCAAAUUUUGAUCUAACUUGUUGUUAAACAUUGUAUUUCAGCAUAAUACCCCGGGCAUGAAAUCUAGCAAUUGUUAUCUAAUCAGAAAAUCUGAAAAUUUUCCAGUAUCCCUAUCAUCUAUUUGUCAUCUUUUGUACUAUAUAAGACGAGGUCACAUUCUUCUUUUUCUGUCAAAGAAAAUAAUGCGAUAAAAUAAAAUAAAUAAUGAUUUGGAGGUAGAACAUCCACAACGUGGUUCUUCGUCUACCUGAUUCCUGGUCAGAUUGUCUCAGCAGAGUGCGCUAUUCACGGGGAAAUAGCAAGUAGUCAGCUUGAGUCAGCUGACAGUGGUACAGUAAUCGGUUCAAUGAUUGCGCUUACACACUGUAAACGUAAGAAAGAGACUGGCAUCAAUGGACCUCUUUAACUUGUAUGUUUUGUUUUGCUAAUGAAAGUCUUAGGGGAAUUUCCAACUCUGUCUGUGUGUAAAACAGCGGAUAGUGUUUGUUGCGGGCUCCGAUUGGCUACUCAAAAUAGAUAUAAUUUAUUUAGUGCAUGCAGGGCUCCUGAUUUAGUGCCAUGAAUUUCAAAAACUUAAAAAACAGCGCGUGAUUCUAGCUUUGGUUUAUUAAACCGCCCCUAAAGAUACGUGUCUUUGAAGGCACAUACAAAUAAAAUUUACCGAAGCUAGUUUUUGCUUCUAAAUCAUUUUUUUUUUUGCCAGCUCGAUCGCCUUGACUCCCUGCAUCACUGUUAAUGCUUAUUAGGAAUUCAGCUAGCCACAUUAUGACAAUUUAAAUUACCUCACAAAAGAGACGGAUGAGCAGUGAUGUCCACUACAUGUUCGAGCAAUGUCAGUGGGCAAUGGGUGCUCAUGUAAAAUUGUACUUAUUUUUCUUAAUUCUAACAGUGAAGUACACAGUCGAAGUUUUUACUCCAGAAACAUUCGUAAACAGCGAAUACAAGCUGACUGUUAGGAUUGAAGGACAAAAUAACCAAAAAACGAAAGAUCAAGAAUUAAUCGACAUAACACAAGUCACGGAGGGGUAUGACUCUUACGUUUUGCAGUAAUUAACUCUACAUCAACACAUUCUACUGUUUAUACUCUCACUAAAACAGCAUUUUAUGUAAUCGUUUUCGAGCACUUUUUUUUGUUGUUUUUGUUUACCUUUGACGGCGUUAAAAACGGAUUUGAAUGUCCUUUCAACACGCUUUUAGUUUCUUUAUGACACUGGAAAACAGGAUUCUUAAUUCAGUUUUUCUUAGGUUAUAGAUGGUUUUCACAGUGUCGUCAUCAAAUUGUAAAUUUAAAAUGGGGCGGUUUUACGAAUUCUUUUUUACAUUACUUUCAAGAUAAACAAAUAAUAAGUCUUUCUACAAUUUUCCAUUCCCUUAGCAUUUUUCAUUUCGAAAAUACAGCAAUUUGAACUUUCAUAGAAAAAGUGAACUCCAGAUGUUUUUGUUGAUCUCCGGCGGCCAUAUUGGUGGACCAGAACGGUACACCAAUGUGACGUCUCCAUACACAGCUCUACAAAGAUGCGUGAAACGUUUCGGCAAAUAACUCAGAAACUGUGGGCCACAAUGGCCUGAGACUUGGACAAAUUGUUUAUAUGUUUGUCUUUUACAAAAUUUCAUUUUCUUGGCUUCUUCCACUGGACGGUUUCCAAUUUAUUUUUUUGUUGCGUGACAGUGAAAAGGAUCUAUUCGAAAACCGACAGAUUUAAAUGUUGCUUGUGGCUUUUCGUUUUCCUAUAUACAUUGUCCAUGGCAUUAGAAAAAGGGAUUAAUGUUUUGUUAUCCAUGUCAGUAUAGAAAAAGGGAUUGUCGUUUUCCUAUGUUAUAAGAGAUUCCCACCCGAGCACUUGCUAACACUUGCUGCUGUUCUAGAAGUUAUUUUGUGAAAUUAUUUGAAAAACAUCUUUUUUUUCGUUUGUCCAUUUUGUUUAAUUAUUAUUUUUGUCAGAACCCUACGCGUGAUAAAAGCAGAUUUUUUUGAUCUUGAUGUGGGAUCUGUGAGGACAGUU
Messenger RNA from Porites lobata, 2407 nucleotides. The record is from the annotation of a GenBank genome assembly. Lineage: Eukaryota; Metazoa; Cnidaria; Anthozoa; Scleractinia; Poritidae.